This is a messenger RNA of Alligator sinensis (Chinese alligator), 4404 nucleotides long. It is a transcript of the gene CPT1B, whose product is annotated as carnitine palmitoyltransferase 1B. The record is from RefSeq and is a predicted model, not a curated record. Lineage: Eukaryota; Metazoa; Chordata; Crocodylia; Alligatoridae. Gene Ontology annotation, cellular component: mitochondrion. The coding region runs from base 1932 to 4253 and encodes 773 amino acids. Gene Ontology annotation, biological process: fatty acid metabolic process; carnitine metabolic process. Gene Ontology annotation, molecular function: carnitine O-palmitoyltransferase activity. The transcript is spliced from 18 exons.
GCUUCCCCUCGUGCCCGGGGACCAGGGCAGGCAGGAGCCGGGCACCCUCACCCUGCGGGGGCUGUGCUGAGCUGCUCCGUCCCGGGCCGCUGCUAUGCACCCUUCCCAGGCCGUCCCGGGCCUUGUCUCCGAGGAGGAGCACGCCACCCGGGCCCUUCCCAGUGCUGCCACAGGUGGCACCUCCACAGCAGCAGUGGCCCUAGGGCAGACAGAGCCCACGCCAUCCGUGUACCCUGGGGCAGACCCUGCCCUGGGCCGGGUCUGGACUAGGUGUGAUCCCAAGAUCCUUCCAGUUGACAGCUCAUUCCGUGGCAGCCACUGCCCCAGAGAGACCUGGGCAACCCAUCUGCCUGCUGCUCCAAGCAGCAAUGCCGCAUUUCUGCUGGGGUUCCUGCUCCACUGCAUCCAGCCCUGGCAGCUGCAGCCACUGCUCGUGGGCAGCUCUGACCAGGCAUAUCUGGCCUCCCACCCUUUCCCCACUGAGCAGGUUAUAAUUGGUGGCUUCCACCUUGGAGCAUGGCUCACCUGGGUGGCUCACUCCACAUGGGAGUGAUGCUUGCUGCUCCAGACUGCAAGGGGGGCAUGGCCUGCAGGGCCUGGAGUACAGCUAUAGGCAGUCAGUGGGUAGCAGCCUCUCCAUCAGGCUACUCUGGCCCUGCCCCUUUACCAAGACUCGGGGCUCUGCUGCAGUUGGGACUCUGGGGCACCACCUACGCUGGGCCAUCCAGGAACCUCAGGGCCAGGGCCUUCCUGCCAGGUGCUGCGCAUCUGUGUCCUGAGGUGGUCUUGCAGCAGGACUGGGCACCGCUUGGUAUGCUCCUGCCAGUCUUAGGGCAAAGGUAGGGCUGUCAGUCUGCCAAAGCAACCAGCUGCCUGGGAAGGAGUGGGCAGCAGAGCUGAAGAGAGAAAAAGAGAGAGAGAGAGAGACCCCUGCCCUCAGCUGCAGGCCCUGGGGUGUGGCAGCUCAUGGGCACUGAUCUGUGCCUGUCCUAGGGAGCUGGGGGCUGCAGCCUCCUCAAGCUGCUGCUCAGGGCCCGGUCUUACCCUGCACCACUGGCUGUGGAGGUGCUGAGGGGCUUCAGCAUCUUGGACACAUUUGAGGGCCAGUGGGCUCUCUGCUCGGUAUCCCCCAUUGGUGUUCUUAUUCUGAACCUUUGGCCCACACUCUCGUCCAUGUUUUUUGCAUCCAUUGUCCCAAGCACUUAGUUGCCCCCUUUUUCAGUAGCCUCCCCACCUAAGGAAGGCUAGCACAUAACGUGGUGGGCUAGGCCCAAGACUCCAAAGGUAGACUAAUAGAGCUGGGGAGACUGCAAGGAGAGGAGAGGGGCAUCCUGAAUGGCCUCUUGUGCUUCCCGUGAACACAGAGUCGCUCUGUUGCUCUAUAUGGUGACACCCAAGCAGUGACCAGCGAAGCCACCAUGGUGUGUGGGGGGGGGAUGAUGGCAAUCACUUAGCUUGACCCUGCCCUCCUGUGCCACUGGAGCCUCCCUGCCAGAGUGAGGACUGCGGCAUUGGUGCUGGUGUCUCUGCAGCAGCAGGCAUGGAGAGGGCAGCUGGGGGGCAGGGGGUCAUGGGCGUGGUAGGGACUUGGCCCCCAGGCUGGGCACAGGCUGGAACUGAGCCAUGGGAUCCAAAAGAUGGAGAAUGCCUUAGGAUCCUUCCUGAGGCACAGAGCUGUGGCUUCCCACCACCACCCACAGUGCUUCUGGACCAGAAGGCCAUGCCUGCCUGUCUGUCCCCGUCCCAGGACUGAUAUCGGGAUGAGGGGCAGGGCAUCCAUGGUGCCGUGGCUGGGGGCAAGCAUGCGAUGCACUGUAGGCAGGGAGCAGGGCACAGGACUGAGGGUCCCACUGGGAUCCCCUGUCUUUGUGCCCACCAUCACCCCCCAUGCUGCAUCACCAGUGUCUUGCAGGCACUGAUCAGCCCCCACCAUGGCGGAAGCACACCAGGCUGUGGCCUUCCAGUUCACGGUCACCCCUGAGGGCUUUGACCUGCGCCUGAGCCGGGAGGCCCUCAAGCACAUAUACCUGUCAGGUAUCGCCGCCUGGAAGAAGCGCCUCACUCGCCUCAAGAACACCUUCUUGACUGGUGUGUACCCUGCCACCCCCUCCAGCUGGCUGGUGGUCGUCAUGACGACGGUGGGCUCUCUAUACUGCCAGGUUGACCUGUCUAUGGGGCUCAUCAGCCACAUACGGCAAUGCCUGCCCAGCAGCCGGUACCUGAGCUUCCAGAACAGGACCCUGCUAAGUGCCACACUCUUCUCCACUGGCGUCUGGAUCUCGGGGAUCCUGAUCUUCCGGCAGACACUCAAGCUGCUGCUGUCUUACCAGGGCUGGAUGUUUGAGCCCCAUGGCAAGAUGAGCCGUGGCACCAAGGUCUGGGCGGCCGUAAUGAAGGUCAUGACUGGCCACAAACCCAUGCUGUACAGCUUCCAGAGUGCACUACCCAAGCUGCCUGUUCCCAGCGUGCAGGCCACCAUUCACAGGCAGUACCUGGAGUCUGUGCGGCCCUUGUUGGACGAUGCCCAAUUUAGCAAGAUGGAGGUGCUGGCCCAGGACUUCCAGAACUACACAGCGCCCCGGCUUCAGAAGUACCUAGUGCUCAAGUCCUGGUGGGCGACCAACUAUGUGAGCGACUGGUGGGAGGAGUACAUCUACCUGCGUGGACGAGGGCCCCUCAUGGUGAACAGCAACUACUAUGCUAUGGACUUCCUGUAUGUGACACCCACGUCCGUGCAGGCUGCCCGGGCAGGCAACAGUGUGCAUGCCAUCUUGCUUUACCGGCGCCGGCUUGACCGCGAGGAGAUCUCCCCGGUGAAGCUGCUGGGCCUAGUGCCCAUGUGCUCCUCCCAGAUGGAGCGGAUGUUCAACACCACACGCAUCCCCGGGAAGGAGACAGACAUCCUGCAGCACCUAGUGGACAGCAAACAUGUGGCUGUGUACCACCGUGGACGCUUCUACAAGCUGUGGUUAUACUACAGCGGGCGGCUUCUGGGGCCACGUGACCUGGAGCUGCAGUUCCAGCGCAUCCUGGAUGACCCAUCAGUCCCACAGCCUGGGGAGGAGAAGUUGGCAGCCCUCACUGCCGGGGACAGGGUCCCAUGGGCCGAGGCCCGUGCUCGGUUCUUUGGCUCUGGAAAGAACAAGGUGUCAUUGGAGGCCAUUGAGCGGGCAGCCUUCUUUGUGGUGCUGGAUGAGGAGGAACAUUGCUUCCACCGAGACCAGGAGGACAGCCUGGACUGUUAUGCCAAGUCCCUGCUGCACGGCCGCUGCUAUGACAGGUGGUUCGACAAGUCCUUCACCCUAAUCGUCUACAAGAACGGCAAGCUGGGUGCUAAUGCUGAGCAUGCCUGGGCUGACGCGCCCAUCAUCGGGCACCUCUGGGAGUUCAUGCUGGCGACAGAUACCUUCCAGCUGGGUUACAGUGAGGGGGGCCACUGCUGUGGGGAGCCCAACCUGGGCCUGGCACCCCCACAACGGCUGCAGUGGGACAUUUCUGAGGAGUGCAGGAUGGCCAUCGAUGGCUCCUAUGGUGUAGCCCAGGUGCUGGCAGAUGAUGUGGACUUCCAUUGCUUCCUGUUCACCGACUUUGGGAAGGGCCGGAUCAAGCGGUGCCGGACCAGCCCUGAUGCCUUCAUCCAGAUUGCACUGCAGCUGGCACACUUCCAUGACAAAGGAAGGUUUUGCCUCACCUAUGAGGCCUCCAUGACACGUCUCUUCCGGGAGGGCCGAACUGAGACCGUGCGCUCCUGCACCAGCGAGUCCACAGCCUUUGUGCGCAGCAUGGCUGACCCGGCCCAGAGCCGGUGCGAACGCCUGCGGCUCUUCAAGCUGGCGGCGGAGAAGCACCAACUCAUGUACCGCCUGGCUAUGACCGGUGCCGGCAUCGACCGACACCUCUUCUGCCUCUACUUGGUCUCGAGGUACCUGGGCGUGGAGUCUCCCUUCCUCGCGCAGGUGCUGUCCGAGCCCUGGCGCCUGUCCACCAGCCAGACCCCGCAGCAGCAGAUCAGGAUGUUCGACCUGGAGAAGUUCUCGGACUAUGUUUCGGCCGGCGGCGGCUUCGGGCCCGUGGCGGACGACGGCUAUGGCGUCUCGUAUAUGAUCGGGGGAGAGAACCUGAUCACCUUCCACAUCUCCAGCAAAUUCUCCAGCCCCGAGACGGACUCGCGGCGCUUCGGGAGGCACCUGCGCCAGGCGCUGCUGGACAUCGCGGGGCUCUUCGAUGCGCCCCCCAACAAGGUGCCUAAUUGACCCAGCCCCGCGCCCCCCUCAGCGACACGCCCAGGGCCGGACACGGGACCGGGCAACGCCCUCGUGGAUCCCGCCCUCUCCCCCGCCCCCGGCCAGGGCGUAGAGCGGGGUACAGGGGCAGCGGCGCCUCGGUAAAAGCCGCCUUGGAGCG